Molecule: messenger RNA, 766 nt
Organism: Planococcus citri (citrus mealybug)
Lineage: Eukaryota; Metazoa; Arthropoda; Insecta; Hemiptera; Pseudococcidae
Product: complex III assembly factor LYRM7
Exons: 5
Coding region: 235-558 (107 amino acids)
Biological process (GO): mitochondrial respiratory chain complex III assembly
Cellular component (GO): mitochondrial matrix
Molecular function (GO): protein folding chaperone
Source: RefSeq, a predicted model, not a curated record
UUUUUAUUUUUUAUCGUGUUAUCAUAUGACCGCAGACCGACUGAUAAUGAAUUUGAGGAACUUGGAUGAAAUUUGGAUCUAUAAAUUUACUCGUUAAAUGUUCGCUGCAAAAAACUUUCACUAUAAAAAUCGUCGUGAAAUUCCAUACUAAAACAAGGAUACGAUGAAAAAGUAAUAUAAAGCAUCGCCCACGACCGAAUCCUGUGUUAGAGGUGUUGGAACAUUUUCUCAACGAUGUCUCUAAGAUCUGAAGUGUUGAAAGUAUUCAAAACUCUGCACAAAACGAAGAAUAGAGUGUUUCAAGGCGAUACUGAAAUACUUGGUGUCCUUCGUCAAGAGAUUAACGAACAGUUUCAGAAUAAUAAAGCUAUAACAGAUCCCGAAGUAAUCAAAGAGUUGAUUAAAGACGCUCAAUUUGCUGAACAAGAUUUAAAGAAAGUAAUCCAGUUUCAAGAGACAGCUCCUGGACGUUACAAAGCAGAAAUAACCGAGGAUCAUUGUGCAUCAGAUGAAGAUAUGGUGGCUAUUAGAAAAAAAUGGAAAGAAAUUGAAAAAUGAUUUCAUCGUCAAUGUUUCGAAACUAAAAUGUUUUGUAAAUAGAUAGAUAGUUGGGGGGAAAAUGUAAAUAGAUUUGAUUUUAAUUGUUGUAUGAAAUUGAAUCUGUGCUUGUAACCAUUAGCGUAGAUUUCACGUUACCUGUUACUAGAUUGCAUCUCAAAUAUCAUCUGUUAAAUGUUUGAAUAUACGAAUUUUAUGUCUCUAGAAA